AUGACUAUGACACUUGAUUUAUCAUUAUCGACUGUUAAUAAUUUCAAUAUUUCAAUUAAUUCAAUAGGUAAACUACCUGAAGAAAGUUCUGUACUUGUUGUUGGUGCUGGUGGUAUUGGAUGUGAAUUAUUAAAAUCUUUAGUUUUAUGUCGUUUUCGAUCUAUUGGUGUUAUUGAUCUUGAUACAAUUGAAGUAUCGAAUUUAAAUCGUCAAUUUUUAUUUCGUCGUGAGCAUGUUAAUCAAUCAAAAGCUAUUGUUGCAUGUGAUAGUAUUCGUCGUCUUUGUCCAUCUAUUCACAUCGAAUCAUUUCAUGGUGAUGUUAUAACAGAUUCACGUUUUGAUAUAUCAUUUUAUAAACAAUAUGAUCUUGUAAUCAAUGCAUUAGAUAAUGUUCAAGCACGACAACAUGUUAAUCGUAUGUGUUUAUUAUGUUCAAAACCUUUAAUUGAUAGUGGUUCAACUGGUUAUAAUGGUCAAGCAACUUUAAUUUUUAAAGGUUAUACACAAUGUUAUGAUUGUAUUGCAAAACCAAAACAACAACGAACAUAUGCUGUAUGUACGAUUCGUAAUACACCUUCUCAACCAAUACAUUGUAUUGUAUGGGCUAAAUUUCUUUAUAAUCAAUUAUUUGGUGAUAAUGAUGAUCCAAAUAAUGAAGAUGUGACACCGGAUACAGAUGAUCCAGAAUAUUUGACUGAUAAUCAAGAAACAAUUACAAAUGAACAUCAUCGUAUACAACACGUGAUUGGAUUCAUGCAGAAAUAA
Messenger RNA from Rotaria sp. Silwood2, 765 nucleotides. The record is from the annotation of a GenBank genome assembly. Lineage: Eukaryota; Metazoa; Rotifera; Eurotatoria; Philodinida; Philodinidae.